AUGAUAUCCAUAAAAUGCAUUCUGUUCAUCUGCAUCUAUGAUGUCUUUUGGGGAGUCACUGCUGCUCACACAAGGUUUGCUAUGCCGUCGAGUAGUCGAGCAUUCUUGGUCAGACAACAACAACAACAACAACAACAACAACAACAACAACAACAACAUCUACUACAAGAUUCAAUACUACUUGUCAGAGGAGGAGCAGGAUACUAUGAUGAUGCUGAUGAUGAUCCAUACUAUUCUCAAGAUCCGCGUGGGAGAAAUAAUGAUGACUACUACUACGAUGGACGCGACGAUGAUUACCCACCAUCGGGUCGUCGGAGUCCAAGAAGCGGUGCUGGUAUUUCCGUAACCCAACUAGUGAAAUCUGGUAAUCGCAAAAUUGGUGUCCCCAUGUUGGGAGUGGGUGCUGCCUUGACAGUUUUGGGCAUGUCCCUCUUUUUCAACAAGACCCUGAUGCGAUUGGGAAAUUUGUGUUUUGUAGCUGGGGUUCCCUUGACGAUUGGACCGGGUCGGACGAUGGGAUACCUCGUCAAAAAAGAAAAAGCACGGGCGACUGUGUGCUUGGCGUUGGGUUUUCUACUUGUCUUUGCGGGCUGGCCAGUGGUGGGAAUCGUGUUGGAAGCCUUUGGGUUCUUGAAUCUAUUUGGAAACUUGUUCCCCGUUGCCAUGGCUAUACUCAAAAACAUGCCAGUGAUUGGACCCUUGCUGAAGGGCACAAAAAAUAAAGGCCGAUCGCGAAAUGAUGACUACGGCAGGGAUCCAUAUUAUGAUGACCGGUACAACGACCGAUACGACAAUAGGGGGUACGAUGAUCGAAAUUCUUAUUAUCCAGAUAAAGAUGAUGACAAUCGAGGAUACUAUUAG
Cylindrotheca closterium is the source of this 861-nucleotide messenger RNA. Lineage: Eukaryota; Bacillariophyta; Bacillariophyceae; Bacillariales; Bacillariaceae. The record is from the annotation of a GenBank genome assembly.